UUGUUAAAUCUAUAAGAAUGGAUGAAAAUCACGGACAAAAUCUAGACUCAGAAUAUAAACGGUAUAUGGAAAUAAUACGACCCUAUUUAGGUCAGUUACUUGAUCAGGAUGUUAUUGAAAUCUGUAAUGCUUGGAUUCAAAGGCUUUCAAAUUGUAAAGAAAACGAAAAAUCAUUACGCAACAAAUACAUAUUUGCUAUGUGCUAUCAAUUAGCCAAAGGCAUACUCGAGGAACCAUUUCUCAAAUACCCAUCGGCUGAUGAAUUAUCUCUAUUAACAGAUGAUGCGAAUAGUGAUGAAACUUUAUCAGAAUUAGAAUAUCAAAUAAUAGAUUUAGAUAACGGCCAUACACAAGUUCUGUAUGACAAUGAAAAAACUUCGGUAUCUACAAUAGAAUAUUCGUCUGGAAACAGUGAAUUUAAAACUGACGAUAAUAAAAAUCAAGAAUUGACUAAUAGAAACGAAUCUUUUAAUUCAAUGACUUACAAUAUACCAGAAAAUAUGUAUAACCAAAACAUAAUAUGCUAUAAUUGUUCUAAUAACGUGCCAGAUUUUAACAAUAAUAAAAUUACUGAAGAGUCUUAUAACAUUAGAACAAAAAAUGUGAUAAUGAAACUUCGAGAAAUUAAAAGACAAAACGUUAUGCUUCAAAAUGAGUUGACAGCCUUAAAAGAGAAUUUAAGAACCAGGAAUCAAGUUGAUAAUUUGUCUAAUGACAUUUUGAAGGUUAAUAAUGCUACCAGUACUUACGCGAUAUCACAAGAUAGCACAACUACCUUAAAAUGCAAAUUAGAAGAAAUGGUUCUAUCUAGAAAUAAUCUUCUUCAGAAAAUAAAGAAUUUACAGGAUAAUCUCGAUAAUUUUAAUUAUAUUAAGCAACAUGAAAUAGAAGAAUUAGAAGCAAAACAUAAAUUACAAAUGAUUGAUACUAAAGCAUCUGUACAGGAAGAAAUGAAAGCUUGUUAUGAAAAUGAUUUAGAAGACCUUAAACGACAAUAUGAAAGAACUAUUAAAGAAAUUGAAACAAGAAAAAAUAAUGAAGCAGAAAAAAUUAUAAUGAAUAAAGAUGAAAUCAUUGCUAAUAAAGAUAAAACUAUAAUAUCUCAGGGUGUUGAAAUAGACCAAUUAAAAAACUGCAUUAAGGAUCUUAAAAAGGAACAAUGCUAUUUAUCUAGCAAAUAUUCAAGCGUUCCUUAUGACUCAAAUACAGAAAAUUUUAAAGAAAAAGUAGAAGAUUUAGAAAAACGUAUAAAUAAAAUACAAAAAUCUAAAGCAAAGUUGUCCAGGGCCUGUGAAGUAAAGCUAACUAAUUUACAGAGAGACAAACAUUUAAUGGAGUGUUCAUUGCAUCUUGAAUUAGUUAGACAGAGAGCUCAGGUAAUACAAGAAAUAUCUAAUGAUCAUCAAACUGAAUUAACUGAAGCUCUAAACAAAUUAGAGAGCAACUACAAGGAAAUUAUUGCUAAUGUACAAUCAACAGCUGUUCAACGCAGAAUGCAGGACCAAAUGGCGUUAGAAUCGAUAAUACAAGCAGUUUGCGGUGUACGGAAUGAAGGUAUGUACACUAAUAGUGCACAAGCUACAUGUCCAAGCCAAUUAACGAACAAAGCUACGCGUAAUCAAACGAGAGACUGCAAUCGAAAUUGUGAUAUUGAAAUUCCGACCGUAUAUAAAGGUAAUAAGGUCGGUAGUAUUAUAGUCGGUGGUAAAUCUUUCGGCGAAGAGAGUGUGGUAAAUGACUAUUGCCUCGAUAGUGAGAAGUUGGGUGAAUUGUUCGAGAAAUUGUACAUUCCUCAGAGGGACACGGGCGGCGACACGACUAAAAAGUAAUCUAACUUUUAACAACAAUUCCUGUGGAAAUUUUAUUCGUGAAUAAUUAACUCGUUUGGUAUUCAUUCAAA
Molecule: messenger RNA, 1900 nt
Organism: Vanessa atalanta (red admiral)
Lineage: Eukaryota; Metazoa; Arthropoda; Insecta; Lepidoptera; Nymphalidae
Product: lamin-like protein
Exons: 1
Coding region: 18-1829 (603 amino acids)
Source: RefSeq, a predicted model, not a curated record